Onthophagus taurus is the source of this 12902-nucleotide messenger RNA. RefSeq names its product Vacuolar protein sorting 13D (gene Vps13D). Gene Ontology annotation, molecular function: protein binding. Lineage: Eukaryota; Metazoa; Arthropoda; Insecta; Coleoptera; Scarabaeidae. Gene Ontology annotation, biological process: protein retention in Golgi apparatus; mitochondrion organization; protein targeting to vacuole. The record is from RefSeq and is a predicted model, not a curated record.
GUUGUAUAUUUAUCGCAGCUGUCAAAGUGUAUUGUCAGUUUGAACGUCAAAACAAGCAUUUUUCUUGCACAUUUUUACAAAGAUAUUAAAAUUUACUUAAAUUAGUAAGUUUAUAUAUGACGCAAAUAAAGAAAUGUUAAAACGUAACGUUUGAGUAUACAAGUUGGACUCUUGUCAACAUUUUUUACGAAUCGCGAUAACCUACCACAACACAGAAAUACGCAUAUAAAAACACAGUACAGUGGUUACACGUUUUUUUAGGCAUGACCUAACCUAUAUGACAUAGCAAAAAUGUUGGAAGGAUUAGCUGCAUGGGUUUUAAACAACUAUCUUGGGAAAUAUGUAGAGAAUUUAAAUACGGAUCAAUUAAGUAUAGCUCUUUUAUCAGGUCAAGUUGAACUUGAAAAUUUACCAUUAAAAAAAGAUGCAUUACGACACCUUGGAUUACCUAUUGAAAUAAAAUCGGGAUUUAUUGGAAAAGUGAAAUUGCAGAUACCAGUGAGGUUAAUUAAAUCUGCACCAUGGGUGAUUCAAAUUGAACAAUUAUAUGUUGUUGCAUCUCCAUUACCAGUGCAAGAGUGGGAUAGUGUUGCUGAAAAAUUAGCAUCACAAGAAUUAAAAUUAAGUGCUUUAGAUAAUUUUGAAGCCAAAUGGAGAUUAGAAACUGAAAGUAAAGAUCAAUCUACUUAUUACGCAUCUACUUAUUCUUCUUGGUUAAGUUAUGGAACUGGGGUGAUCACAAAUAUUAUUGAUAAUCUCCAGUUAAAGAUUAAAGAUGUUCACAUACGAUAUGAAGACAAUGUUAGUCUUAAUAACAAAGCGGCAGCUUUUGGCGUUACAAUGGAAACACUGUCGGCCCAAAGCUCUGAUGGAUGGACCACACAAUGGGAUAGUGCAACCUCUUCAUUUAAGUUACUUGAAAUGCAAAAAUUGGCUGUGUAUUGGAUUGAUUUAGAUUUAGAUAAAGUUUUUUCGAAAAUGUCACCUGCAGAAUUAGCUUUGGCUAUGUCACCCGGACAGGACCACAUAUAUGGCAAUCAUUACAUCCUUUCGCCAGUAAGUGCUCAAGCGCGCAUACAAAGAAAUCGUAGUGAAAAACCUCUAAGAUCUAUUGAUACACCAAGAAUAACGUGUGAUUUACAAUUAGAUGAGGUUCCAUUAACUUUAAUUGACUGGCAAUAUGAGCAAAUAGUAAAAUGUACGAGGGGUUUGGAUGAUAUCGCUAGGCUUCGUAGUUAUAGGGAGUAUAGACCAAAUUGUUCAGUUUCUGAAGAUGCUCACGCUUGGUGGGUCUAUGCAAUUAGUUGUAUGUAUCCAGGAGGGCAACCAAAUAUAUGCAAACCGCAUCCAACGUGGGAGUCAUGUUUGGAACGCGCCAAAGAAAAUGUUGCUUACACAAAAUUGUAUAAAAAGAUACUUGUUACUCCUACAAUAACACUAACUGUAGAAGAAAAAAAGGUUAAAGAUAAUGUUGAAUGGAUAAGGGAUGUUGAAGAAAUAAAAAUUCUAAGAGAGAUUGCCAUGAAAUCUGUACCAUCCCAACCACAAUCUACAAAUCAAAAUAGUGCCGCUGGACGUGGAGUUUUAGUUCGUUGGUUUCCUCAAUGGAUGGGUUGGUAUUCUUCAGCACAAGUCGAAACAACGCAAAGUAAUGAAGCAACACAAUUAGAGGGCGAAAUUCUUAAAGCGCUUUCUGAUUCGUUUGAUGACAACACAAUUUUAAAACGUGAUGUUGUUUUUGGUAAAUUUAGUUUUUCAUUAAAGAGUGGUUUGAUUAGUUUAUGCAGUACCAAAGAUAAUUCAAGAGAAAGUAUACCAAUGAUUGAGUUAGAAUUUAAAAAUUUAAGUUUAAACAUCACAAGUAAACCAAGGUCGACAUCACAUAUUGUCGAAUUAUGUUUAGGUGGAAUGUAUUUGAAAGAUAAAAUAACAUCUAAUACUAUAUUUCCAACUUUAAUUGGACCACCAUCGCAAGAAAGAUCGUCUAUGAUAAGAUCGAGAGGACCAAGUCCAAGAGUGAGUCUUAUGUCUAGUAAUGAAGACUUGUUUUCCUUGGUUUAUGAGAAAUGUCCUAUUAAUUCAGGCUAUGAUUAUAAAUUAUCAGUUAAAACAAAAUCGCUUGAUGUUGUUUAUCAACCAGCAGCAAUAAAGUGGCUUUUAGAAUUUUUAUUUAAUCCCCAUCAGCGCAUCAUAACUCAUUCAAGAAUAGAAGCGAUGAAAUCAAGGACAAAAAAGGGAUUGAUAAAGAAUUGGGAGCAAAUGUUAGAUGGGCGAGUUUUAGUAAGAAAGAUCUGGGAUUUACAAUUAGAUAUCUCAGCUCCACAAAUAUUCUUUAUAGAAAAAUUUAAUGAUCAGAAUUCAUCAAUGGCAGUUAUAGAUUUUGGUAGAUUUCUUGUAAAUAAUAAACCACAAGAUGUAGUUAUACCUGAAAUUGUUACUAAAGAGUUAGUCACCAAAGAAUCUGAAGACGAUGAUAUGUUUGUAACUCCAUGUUCAACACCCCCAGUCAGUGAAGAAAGUGAUUCAGCAUCGCCAAAUACUUUAAACGCCGUUGAAUACGCUGAUAUUCUUAAUGAAUCAACGUUACAUGAUAAAAUCUACGAUCGAUAUAACGUGGAAUUAACAGAUAUGCAAAUUUUAAUUGGUAAAGUUAAGGAUAAUUGGAGAUAUGCGCAUAAUAAGGGGUCAUCUACAAUGCAUGUUUUGGAUAGAUUUAACAUUUCUUUACAAUUAGAAAGAAGAGUUGUGCAUACAACAGAUCCAUCAUUUCCUAGUCUUACUUUAAAUGCAAAUCUUCCAAAAUUAGUGGCCCAUUUAAACGAAAAUAAAAUUUCCGCCGCCAGAACUUUAAUGCAAAUUAUUACAACAACUGGUCUUCCAUCGCCUUUUAACAUAAAUGAUAAUUCGAUGGAAGAAUUUAUUGAUGUACAUGAUGAUGAUGAAAGUGAGAGUGUUGAUACUAGUGUGGAAUUAUCCAGAUUGUUAAUGGUUCAAUUUACCAUUGAUCACAUGGCACUUGAAGUACAAAGCAGAGGAAGAAGUGUGGCUGAAUUACAAGUUACUGGUGUUAAGGUAGCAUUUACUAAACGACCAGUUGAUAUUGGAAUUACCUUAACUGUACAUGGAUUACUUCUGGUGGAUGCUUUACAAACGUUUGGGCCAGAUUUUGAACUUCUUGUUGCCAGCCAUAAACAUGUUGGAAUGGAUUCAAUGUCGGGAAGUUUACGUGACAGCGAACCUACGUCUCCAAUGUCGCCUGGUAGUCCAGAUCCAAAUGCUUAUAGACCACAAACAACAUCACCUGUUGCUUUAUCACAAGCACUUUCAUCAUUAGCUACAUCUCCGCCUUUACAUCAAGUAUUACAUAUGACUCAUCAUCGUGUUGGUAACUUUUUAGAUGCAGAAGCUUUGAUUAGCAUUGAAAUUACACUUAUUACUGGAGCUGAAUCAAUGCAAUUUGCUAAUAUACAAUUCAAUAAUCUGGAUAUUAUUGCAAAUCAAGAAACUAUAGUUGAAUUAAUGGGAUUUAUUCGAAGAGUAUUUCCGGAUAUGAAAUCACAAAAACAGCAACCAAUGAACAUAGCAACUGCUUUUACUAGUAUGCAAAAUUCAUCUGAAUCAAUAUUAGAAGACAGCUCUAAAAUGAGUAGAACAGAAUUAGCUUUUGAUUUUCACCGUUUAAACGUUUUACUUCUACGUGGGGUUUACAAAGAUGGGUCGGUUCAAGGAAAAAAAAUUUGUACCGCUACGCUGAGUGAAGCUAAAAUACAAACUACAGUUGAUAAUGGAAUAACGAUUGAAGGUUCUUUGGGAGGCCUUCAAGUUCUGGAUUUAACUCCAGAAGGGCAUAUGCAUCAACGCAUUGUGAGUGUUGGUCAUGAUCCCGUUUUAGAUUUGGUACAUCCUUUAUACGUUAUGUCGCAAAGUAUUCAAGGGGAGGAACGAAAAGCUUUAAAUUUUAAAAUUAUUAGAAGCCUACACUGUAGUAGGGAAGGUGAUGAAGCGGAAAUUAUUGUUAGAAUGGCUUCGUUAUGGUACACACAUUCACCACAAUUUUUAAAAGAAUUGCAAUCUUGCGCGACUGAAUUUAAACAAUAUUUAUCUCAUCUUGCAAAGUCAAUUAAAUCAGCUGCUACUGAUAUGGCUUUAGGGCUUGUACACGCAAGAUUAUCUGCAUCAAUUUAUGGGUCAGCUUUGUCGUUUUCUGAUUUUGCGUCACCUCGAAGACGAAGAAGAAGCAGUUCAAUGGAACAAACUUAUUCUGGAUAUUCAUCAGUAAGAGAUACGAUGCCUCAAACUCCUUAUAGUCCAGAGGAAGAUUCAGAAUUCAUGAUAAACAUCAAAUUGGAUGUUGUAUUAGAUAGCCCUGUAAUAAUCAUACCGAGAUCAAGCAAUAGCCCUCAAGUUUUUAUUGGGCAUCUUGGUAAAAUUACCCUUACAAACAACAAACCGGGCGAUGAACAUAGCGAUGAUUUACAAGACGUUCGACAAGAAAAUUACGAUAUUGAAGUUCGUGAUAUGAACAUUUACUCUUUAGAUACAACUUCUAGGAGGGUUCCUGGACCUCUCAUGUCAAGGCCUGAAGUUGUUUAUUCUUGUGAAACCUUAGCUAAACCAAUGUUGCAUGAUACCAUUUUACAAUUAAACAUUUUAAGGGAAAUUGUUAAAACGAAACCAUCAAGACAAGAAAGCAAUUCUAAUUUGUUAUUGGAUGAUGAUAAUUUAACUGAUGAGUCCUUAGAGUCAGAUGCUACAAAUAUUUCUGAAAGUAUUAUGAUAACUGGAAGUAUAAUAACAGCGUUAAAAGUUUCAAUGGCGAGAUACCAAUAUGAACAAUUAAUAGAUACAAUCACCUGGUUAAUGAGGCCACAAACCAUUUCGGAAGGGGUAGAUGUAACUGAUUCAAUAUUAAGACCAUCUACUACUCUUACAGAUAUUCGAGAAGAAGACACAGGUGUUCCCACCUUAAAAAUGGAUCCGCAUGUAAGAGCGAAAUUAUUUCCAAAUAUGACAAUGCCAAGAAAUCAACAAGCAGUUACUAAUAAAAGAUUGAUUGCUGUAAAAGUUCAAUUUGGAAUUCCAAAUUUUAUUGUGGAAUUAAGAGGAGAUACACACACUGGGGAGCAAGGAUUAGUUGAUCUUUCUUUCAGGGAAUUUUUAUUUAUUUAUGAAAAAUUUCAUUUAUACGAAACAAAUAUCCAGGUUUCUUUACGAUCUAUUUUAAUGGAAGAUUUAUUACAACCAGAGGGAUCAAAACAAAGGGCCAUGGUCGUUUCAUCAGCUGGGGACGAAUUACCAGUCGGUUUGAAUUGCAUAUCAAGAUCGUGUCCAGAUAUUACAGACAGCUUAUACAUCUCAAAUCCAGUCAGGGGAUCUUUACCAUCCGAUCUGCAACAUUCUAGAAUUUUAGGUGUUAAAUCUAAAAAUGUUAAUAUGCCAAAAACAAAUCCUGAAUAUCCGUCUACUCCACCACCUUCGCCAAGUGUUCGUGAUAGGCCGCACAAAAAUUUAGCGUUGAUAUCAACUUUGUUGGUAGAUCCAAGCGCUCCAAAUUUUAAAUCUUACUAUAAUUCGCUUGAACGAUCUACAUCGAUUGAUUUUAAUUGCUUGGAUCUUGUAGUUAGUGUAGAAUCUUGGGUAUUAGUCAUCGAUUUUUUUAGCGCUUCCUCCCCUGAAACGGUUUCGGUGGAAAAUAUAGUUCAACGUCAAUCCUCACCUGAAGUUAUUAAAGAAAGCACAACUCAUUGUGCAGAAACAAACAUAUCUGUGAGAUCAUUAACUGUUGUGUUAGUAAGACCAGAUCGCGAUAUUGCAAGGGCGAAUAUUUCCCAUUUAGAUUUAUCGGUAAAGAAUAUCGGAUUGCGUAAAGAAGUCGAAGGCAAAUUGGGAUCUAUUUCUCUGUUUGAUUUAACGUUACAUGGACAAUUGUAUAGGGAACGAUUUUUAACAUCUGGAAAACAGGUUUUAAACUUCCAUUAUGUGAGAUAUGCCCCAUCGGAAAUAGAACAGUAUGAAUGCCAAUUAAAAUUAGACAUGUCAUCGAUUUUUUAUGUUCACACGAAGAGGUUUGUAGCGGAAGUAUCCGCAUUUUUUAAUUAUUUUACAAAAUUACAAGCUGUUAUGGCUGGAAUUAGAGCUGCUACAAGUGGACAAAAGAUGGAAGAUGAUAAAUCGCGAUUAUCUUUAAUUAUAAAAGCUGAUUCUCCUGUCAUUCUUCUUCCUGUUAGUUCAAAAAGUGCGGAUUUAUUGAUAUGCGACUUGGGUCAACUUGCUAUAAGUAACGACUUUAAACUUAGUAAUGAUGUCGGGUGUAUAAGUAUACCAAAAGAUCCUCAAAAAGGAAAAUGUUUAUUAAAUGUGAUGUAUUUGGAACUACAAAACGUUAAUUUACACACUGGGAAGAGAGAGAUUGAUUGCAGUAGUUCUAAUGAACGAUUAAAUUACGGGGACUAUUUUAAACUUGGAAGUUGCACAGUGCGCAAACAUGGGACCCCAAUUUUAACAAAAGCUUGCCAUUUAAAGCUGCAAGUCGAAAGAAAUUUGGAUUGUUUAAUUUGUCACAAUGUUCCUGAUAUGAGUAUUCAUGGUGAAUUAUCAACACUUGAUGGGACACUAAAUGAUUAUCAAUACAAAUUAAUUCGGGGUCUUUUAACAUAUAAUAUAGGGGAAAACACUGAACAUAUUUUACCAUCUGUUGAACCUCCACCCAUGACUGCUGAGGUUAAUAUUCGAGAAAAUUGGAAAUUAAGUUCAAUUCGUCUCGAUUUAUUAAACGUAAAUAUUCGCCUCAUAAAUCAAGGUCCACUUGCUUGCAUAAACUUUAUCAAAUCCCGCUUAACAAUCGACUCAUUCAGCAAUAUGAGCCAAGACAUCGACUUAGUCUCGCAAGAAAUCCUUAUUCGCGAUAGUAGAUUCGAAGACGCUCCAGUUAAUAAGCGAUCUAACGUUUUUACAAAUAUUUUACAACCUAUAAAGACUUCCAAAGAUAGCAAAAUCGUUCAAGUGGAAGUGCAUAGUCGGAAGAGGUUGGAUAAGUCCGAAUCAACUAUCUUAUUGAAUAAUAUGAGAUUAAUGGCCGUAUUUGAUUGGUGGGAAGCUGCGAAAGAGUUUAUAUUUCAAGAUAUAAGUAAUAUGCAGGGUAGUCCAGCACAUGAAAAACUCAUUGUUAAAACUAGUAAAAAUGAUGAUAAUAAUUUUGAAUUUAAACUUAAUGUUACUGAUUCGGAAUUGGUUGUUGUUGAAGAUACUUCUCAAUGGGAUACAAAUGCUGUUAUAUUAAAGAGUACAACUGUAAUAUCUUAUAGACCAGCAAUAAUCGAAAAACCAAUGUCUUGUAAUUUGAACAAUUGUGAAAUGUAUUCUUGCAUAUUAGGCAUGGAAGAUGAAACAGCGCUCUCUAUUAUUGAUCCUGUUACAUUAAACAUAGAAGUAAAUGCUGAUAAAGUGUUGGAGGUUCAUCUCCAACGAUUAAUUGUAAGACUUUCAUAUUACGACAUGCGUAUGUUUUUGCAAAUUUUAAAUUCUUUACCUAAACAAAUGUUUUCAAACAAAAAAGAAGUCGAAGAGCCGCCAGCUAAUAUUCAAACUCAAAUAAGAAAGCUAACAGCUCUAGGCUUUACUAUCGAAGAUUGUAUGCAUGCUUUAGAGUAUUGUGAUCAAAAGUUGGAUGACGCUGCCUUAUGGUUAACUCAAAAUGCUGUGCCGUCAAGCGCCCAUGAUAUUGAUGUAACGUCUGAGGCUGGAAAAGCGUCUAAUAUUUCUGCUGUUGAGGUAAAAGCUGAUUGUAUAUCUUUGUGUAUUAUUGAUGAUUGCGGCGAUGCAGACGUGCCGCUAUUAGAAUUAGCAUUAUCUAGAUUAAAUCUUCGACAAGGUCUUGUUCCAAGCGUUUCGUUUGAUGGUGGAAAUGAUUCGCAAGGCGCAAUGGAAUGUAUGUUAACUGGUGAUUAUUACAAUAGGGUGUUAUCUGGUUGGGAACCAGUUAUUGAGCCAUGGAAAUGUCUACUAAUUUGGAAUCGAAAUUUAUCACCGAACAUAUCGAAUCUUUUACAAAUGACUGUUGAAUCAAAAGAAGUUCUUAACAUUAAUAUAAGCUCAACUUUAACGGAUCUCUAUCGACAAGUUAAAACCAAUUGGAUGCAAGAUUUUUAUAACAACAAAGAUCCGCAUCAAACCGGUUCAAAACCUAUGUCCAGUCCUCCAGGUUACAAAAGAAGGUGUCCGUUCAUUCCAUUUGCAAUAAAAAAUGACACUGGAUCAGCUCUUAAUUUUACUACGUUAAUUUCCGACAUUAAUGAGCUAUAUGGUCGUAAAGGAAGUAAGAAUAUUGAAGAGAGAUGGAUUCCCGUACCGAAUGGAGAAACUGUUACGUUUAGAUUUAGAAGUAGCGGUAAAAUUCGUCACAGUGACACUCAUGUAAUGCGCAUGCAUAGGUUGGGGGUCCAAGUUGAUGGAUAUCAACCGGUUACACCCGUUACAGUGGAUAAAGUUGGUGUUUAUUUUAGAAAUUCAGUUCCUGCUAUACAACCUAGGAUUCAACAAGCUGUUCCACCUGCUAGAAUUGUUUUUGAUAUUUCUAUUGAGGGCUCUGCAAGAAAACUAAUCACAGUUCGUUCAGCAUUAUUGAUUGUUAAUAAAUUAAAGGAAGAUAUGGAAGUAAAAUUAGAAAGUAAUUUAGCAACUGAUUUAUUAGGUUCCCAAUGGACUCCUAGUAGGCUUUUAAUAAUAAAAAGUGGCCAAACAAUACCAGUUCCAUUAAUGCACGCACAUUCUUCUAUUACUGCAAGACCUAUAAUGUUGACUCAAAUGUCUACAUUCUCAACACCAUACAUUUCAUGGGAGUUAUUUAAUAAAUAUGGGGAAAUUGCAUAUGAAUUAAGAGUUUGUCAUUCAAGCAAAGGAAAAAUUUACAGAUUUUGUGCUGAAAUAACGAGGGAAAAUUAUCCAUUAGAUAGACCUGGAGCUUAUGCUGGAGCAACAUGUCAAAACAUUCAACCUGCUCAUACAAUAACUCUUUUACCAACAGUCCUUGUUGUAAAUUUAUUACCUGUUGAUAUUUCUUUCAAAAUGUGUGGUACAUCUGGUAGGGUGCGUUGUGGGAGUCAAUCAUCAGUAACUUUUAUUGACCCUGAAGAACUCAUCGAGAUGUAUUUGUAUUUGGAAAAUUUUCCUAAUUCAAACGCGCUAAUUAUACCUCCAAAUUGUACUGGGGCAACUUACCGAGUUAAAUUAGAAGAUAGUUUGAGACGCAGAUUAAAUCUUACAGUUACUGUCACACCAAACAAUGAUGCUAAAUUAAAGAUUACAGUUUCUGUUGGAUAUUGGAUAAUCAAUAAAACAGGAUUACCGUUAGUAUUUAGACAGGGUGGAGUCACUGCAGAAGCUGCAGGACAAUUUCGAGAACACGAAUCCGCCAGAAUGGUACAACCGUUAUUGUUCAGUUUUUCAGACCCCGAUGCAAGUCUUACUGUUAUGGCACGUGUUGGAUGUAACGUAAUAUUAGAUGGAGCACCACAAUGGUCUUCUAACUUUCAUUUACAAAAAGGAUGUCAAGUGCGUAAAUUAAGAGUGAGCCACAAAGAUGGUCGUCCUGACACAGUCUUUAUAAUUGGAAUUGAAAUUCGAAUAGGACGUGGAAAAUAUAGAGAUACCAGCAUUGUAAUUAUUUCACCAAGAUUUCAAUUAUAUAAUCGAACAUCUUACCAACUACUUUUUGCUCAAAAUUGCGAAGCUGUUGAUUGCUCAAAAUUGGAUGAUCCAAAAGUAUCACGACCGAUUAGAACCCAUUUAAAAGCGAUGCCCGAAUGUCAUAUGCCUUUCCAUUGGACUCGAUUUGAUAAAGAUCAAUUGUUAUGCGUCAUGAUAGUGGAUGUCUCCGAUUGUUGGUGGUCUGGCGGUUUAAAAAUCGAUCAAAACGAUUCGCUUCAUGUUAAUAUUCGAGAUUCUGGGGGAAGGAUGUACUUUUUACGUCUUGAAGUGGUGUUACAAGGAGCAACUUAUUUCGCUGUAUUCACUGACGCGGAUACAAUGCCACCACCAUUGCGUAUCGAUAACUUUUCGGAAGUUUCAAUAACGUUCGCACAAACUUGUUGCAAAGAAAUCGUUCACAGCGUAGCUAGGGCUCAUUCGAGCAUCCCAUACGCUUGGGAUAAACCAAGAGAGCCUCAUAAUAUUACGUUGGAAGCUCCUGGAGGGGUUAUUCAUACUUAUAAUAUGAAUAUUUUAGGACCUUCUGCUAGUUUAACAUAUGAGAAUUUUAUUUAUAUUGCUUUUACAGGUACUUUUAAAAGAUCAAAUGGAGCAGUUGAUCCAUUAGAUGUAGAAAGUCAAGAAUUGGUACUCGAUGUAGUAAAUAAAACGGAUGUGAUUUUAGCGAGAAAACAACAAGGUCAACGGUCCCAAUUGUGGAGAAUGACCUCGUUAGGACAAUUACAACACGAAGGAAGUAGCCCGCCAUCAGAUCCUCUCCAACCAAAGUCGGGGAAUAUUUAUGUGCUUGAUAUAGAAGGUCCAGCUCCCCAACCGAGUUGUUAUACUCGGUUGUGUUUGCGCAGAACGGAUCCGCGGAGAAAGUCGACUCAAACAUGGAGAUUUACGGAAGAAGGUCGCCUGUGUUGUGCGCAUAAUAAUAUGUGCGUGCAAGCGCAGGAUGGUUUUUUUGGUCUCAGACAAGGUAGUCCUGUAGCUUGCUGGCAGCAGUGGAAUUCGGCAGUAUUGGGUCUUCCACAACCAGUGUGUCACCGAACGAUGCAAAAUGGAGUUCCAUUAGAACAAGCUGUUUCUCGACAACGUAUGCGUCCGGGUUCUGGAUUUUUGGACGUUGAAAUCAGUACAGAUGGGCCAACAAAAGUCCUCAGUAUUUCGGAUAAAAAGGAUCAAAGGCAUAAAUUUGCAGUUAGCGAUGAAGGUGAUUGGAGCAGCAUUGCGCCAAAACAACGACCUGGUGUUGUCAAGACUAGCGAAGAUAUCGAAAAGAAAGAAAGUAAAGAGUUUCGAUUAACGGUGAAAUUAGCCGGAUUGGGAAUUAGUUUGAUAUCGAGAAAACCGCCGGAAGAAUUGUUAUUUACGAAGUUUUCGAAAAUAGUAAGCGAAAUUUUGUUCAUGGAUACAAAGAAACGAUUUUGUAUAAGUGUUGAAGAUAUACAGAUCGAUAAUCAGUUGUUGGAUGCUUCAACACCAGUAGUUUUACAUGUAACAAGGACAAAUUCAAGAAUGCAUGGCGAUCUUAAUUUACCCACUUUGGAUGUUGUAGCCGAAAUGUUACCUAUACUAAAUGAAAACGCAGUUAUAUUUAAACACUUUAUUGUAAAAAUGAACAAACUAACCGUUUAUUUAGAAGAAAGGCUUUUAUUAAAAAUAUUUGCUUUUAUUGGUUUUGAUAAUAAAGAAGAAGAUUUACACAACAUUGAUGAAACCGAUUAUGAAACUCAAAGAAUGCUUACUGACGUUUCUGCCGCUCAUUCAACGAGGUAUUAUUUUGAAACGAUUCAGUUGAUUCCAAACCAGAUACGUUUAAGCAUGCGGACUGCAAAUAAAUUAUCAUACAAGUUACAAGGUGUUAAACGAAAAUUGGGAUUAACAUUCAUUAAAUUUGAAGAUGCAGCUGUCGAUUUAGAACCGUUUAAAAGAGAUCAUUCGUUUGAAACUUUACAGUUCCUAAUUAAUGUUAUUAUGAAGCAUUUUAAAGAUGAAUUAAAAUGGCAAGCAGCUGUAAUUUUAGGUUCAGUUGAUUUCCUUGGAAAUCCGCUUGGUUUAGUAAGUGAUGUUUCUGAAGGGGUUAAUGGUUUUAUAAGAGAAGGCAACGUUGGAGCUCUUGUAACGAAUAUUGCACAUGGACUAUCUAAUUCUGCAGCUAAAGUGACGGAAAGUUUAUCUGAUGGGUUAGGAUUUGUUGCUAUGGAUGAAGAACAUGAAGAAAUGCGGCAAAGAAUACGCCAAGUAGAUAGUGGUCGCAGCAGAGAUCAUAUUUAUGCUGGUAUAAAAGGUUUAGGAUUUGGAGUAUUGGGUGGAGCAACGGGAAUAUUUAAACAAGUUUAUGAAGGGGCGGUAAACGAGGGGGUCCAAGGCGUUUUUUCUGGUAUUGGAAAAGGAUUGUUGGGUGCUGUGGCUAAACCGGUUGUGGGAGUUUUAGAUCUUGCUUCUGAAACAGCAAGAGCUGUACGGGACUCAAGUAGAGGAUCAAGCAGAUCAACUCCAGAUCGAUUAAGACCACCAAGAUGCGUAUUUGGUACUGGAGGAUUAUUACCGAGAUAUUCCUACAAACAUGCCAUAGGCCAACAAUAUCUUUACGCAGUAAAUAACCGAAAUUAUUCCGAACAAUUAGUAGCUUACGAUAGUUUACUCCCUGGAGUUGAAGAUUUGCACAUAAUCAUUUCUACGCAGCGAGUGAGAAUCAUUACAAAUAAAACGAAAACAGUUAUAGAGUGGCAUUUAAGUGAUCUACGAGAAUGUCGCACGUUAAAAGAAGAAGAAAAUAAGCACUAUAUUCAAAUUAUGAUGCACGUAACUGGCGGAAGCACAGAUUUAGUUUAUCAAGAUCCGAUUAAAAAACCAAAAGUUAGAUGCGAAUCUGCCGAACUGGCUUCAGUUGUAUCCCAACAAAUCAACUAUGCAAAGCGUCUCUUCGACGAGAGAUUGCAUACUGUUCAAACCGACAAUAUAACCAACUGUGAAGACUGAAAGUUAUAACUUUUUUUGGAUAGUUAUUCAUGAUUUUUGUACUACAAGAAAUGAUUGUAUGUAUAUAGUGGAAGUUUAUUUUUUGUUUGCAUAUUGUAUGAAAUAUAUUGCUGUAUAUAAACUGUUAAAAUAAAAUGUUUGUCUUACUAAAUUAUAAAUAAUGUAACUAACACAAUUUCAAAAAUGUUAAUAUACAGUCGAUUCCGUUUAUUUGGGACACUGGUUAA